GUAACGACGACACGACCGGACCGCAGUUGGAGGCCGGUUAUCACGGCGACGACGGUUCGCGCGACAAGUGGCCGACCGUGCGCGUCCUUAUCACAGUCUAGAAAAAAACGAAAAAAAAAAAAAAAAUCGCGAGAUAGUGGCGUGAAAAUAUAAUAGUAUGAGAUACGCGUAUUAUCAUCGAUUUCGUCUCGUCGUCGUUGGCGUGCUGUGCGAUCCGUUGCGUUAAAAAAAAAAAAAAAACCCGAACGUUCGCGGUUCGGCACGCGCAAUAGUCAAUAAGUCUCCAGACGAGAGCUUAACCCAUUUGCCCCGUUUGUGUUUUACCCCGCGACGGUGGUCGUCCGGGAGAUAGCCGAGAAUUAAUAUCCGUAGGCGUGCGCCGCCGUAGUCGUUUCGGGGGUGGAAAAAGCUUAGAGAGAAAUCGUACGCGCGGGCCCGGCUGCGUCGGUGUCGUCGGACGACCGGGCACAGCGCGCGCGCGCUUAACGAUUUAUGUCUGCCGCCGCCGGCGGCCGUCGUCGUCCGAUACGUCUGCCGUCUGCGCUGCGUAGGUACGCGGCACUCGCACUCGGGCUCGGCGGCAGUUAGGUAGUUAGUGUGAGCGGCGGUCUUAGCCCGCACAUUUGCCGUCCCUCAGUGGAAGGCGGACCGGGUUGUCUCUUUCCGUUUUUCGUCGCUUUUCCCGUUUCGUCUGUGACACAUUCGCUGGCCAUGGACGAACCAGCUCAGACCACCGACGUCCAAAACGUCGACCAAAACCUCAGCAUGCAGAGUACUAUUGACCGUUUACUUCAUAUGAUAACAGAAGAAAGAGAUGAAAUGGUAUUGAAUUCAGUUGUUGCGUCUCUUCAAACCUUAUCAAAAUCUCACUCCACACAAAUUGUUCAAAAUAUGAUACAUUAUAAACUUCAAAAUUCGUUAAGUGUUGUUGAAUCUAAAAGCCUACUAUCUGCUAUGAAACAACUUUGUGAAAACCACUAUGAUGAUUUUGAUGUGGAGCUUACAAAUAAUUUGGUUCAAUUUGCCACUAAUGAAAUGUUUAAAUCCUCAGACUCUCAAUUUCCAGCAUCAGAUAUGUUAAUCAUCUUGGGCCGAGGAAGAUCCGAUCAGAUUAUACAAAACCUUAUGUCUCAUUUAAAAGAAGGCAUUCCUCCACAUCCUUCUAUCAUAUAUUCUUUGGGACAUCUUGCUUCAAAUCACCCUCUUAAAUUUAUUAACUUCGUUGAUCCAUUCUUAUCAGCUAUUUGCUCGAUUUUGCUUCUGACUAAGUCAGAUGCUUUGCGUAAAAUUUAUGCUACAGCGAUUGGUCAGGUUUGUGCAUCUGUUAUUGAAUGUGAACCAUCAGAUAUAAAUGCAAUUAAACAAAAUUUGUCACCUAAGCUAGAAGAAAUCUACAAAAUUAUUAAUGAUGUCUGGUUAAUUUCCAAAGAUAUAAAGCUGAUUGAAAAUAUCCUUGAAGCAUUAAGUUCAAUUGUUAUGCUAAUGAGUACAGAAACAUUAAACAGAGAUUGUAUAGUAAUUUUGACAAAUAUACUGAGUUUGUAUAAAAAAUGUCUAUCUAUCGGUAUGUCUCGAUAUUGGGUUUCACAGUACUUAGCAAGUUUUUUAUCUGUGGUAUCAGAAAUCAUGCUAGAACCAGUAAUAGAUAAUCUUUUUUCAAUAUUACAUGAAAUGGUUAUUGUAAUGCCAGAUUAUGAUUUUCCAAUGUCCAUUAAAAAUCAUUCCGAAGUUCUAAGAUGUUACACUUAUUUAGGUAAACAUUUUGGUGACAAAAUAUGUGAAUUGAUAUUACGAGAUCUUAGAUCUAAUUCAGAGCAAGGAAGAAUGGGUGCUUUAUUGAUUGCAUCACAUUUAUUGAAUGCCUCCAAUCAGAGUAUAAAGGUAAAAUCAUCAGAAAUUAUUCCAAUUUUGUAUGAUCUGCUGAAAAACAAUAGUUCAUUUCAGAUGAAAAACUUAUUAGUAAAAAUUUUUAUAUGCUUUGCAUAUCAAGGACAUUUAACUGAAAAGGAUGAUUAUUUUAUUGAGUUUUUGAUUAAAAACAUUUGUUAUUAUGGUCCGUCAAAUAACAAAUAUUCUACUGAUAAUGAUGGGAUCUUAAUAAAACAAACUUGUGAGGAUGCAAUUUAUAUUCUUUGUACAUCUAUAGAACCAGUGCAAGUAUUAUGUUGGAAUAAGUUAUUAACAUUCUUACAAAGUAAUGAAUAUGAAAAUGCUGUACCAUCAAUUACACGAUCAUUGGCACACAUGGCUACUAAAUCUCAUUUAAGAUCUAUAAGAUUUGAAAAAGAACACGAUUUGAUAGUUGUGAGAUGUCUUUUCUUGUUAUGUCAACCAUUUAAAGAUAACAGGGGUAGUUAUGUAGUAAACUUUCUAUUAAAUUAUGGUUUUCAUGACUUAUCUGACAAUGAAAAAGAAUUUUGGACAAAACACGCUGAGAUGUUGACAAACUUUCUCGAUACUGCAACUGAAAAAAAUGAAAAAGAAUGGGAAGUUGUUUUAUUAAGUAGGCUCAGCAUUAUACUGGAUGAAUGUACACUUAACCAACAUUGGUGCUUAGCAUUAGUUGGACAACUAUUUGAUGAACUAAUAAAAACAACUGAAAAUACAAAAAUGUUCUCUCCUGACAUGUUUUUAAUGGUCAAAAUAAUAUCAUACAUUGCUGCUUACUUUGAUUCUGAUGAAUUAUUGCUCACAAAAAAACUAUUAUACUUCAUUUUUCAAACUCUAUUAAAAAUGUCAUUUGAGAAUAGUCACGAAUUUUCUAGAGCUAUUGGUGUUCUAAGCCAAGCUCAUACUGGAAUAGUGCUAAACAAAUUAUUGGAAUUUACCAAAUCUGAAUUAACCAAACAACCAAAUAAAUUUUUAGUCCUUAUUAGGGACAAAGGUAAUGAAGUGAAUAGAGAUAAGAUUCGAUCUGCAAUUUCUAUUAUUAUACCUGAUGUAGUGAAGAAUGGAAAGCUUCAAAGUGUUAUUUAUGGCAUGUAUGAUAUUGUAAUAUUGAUUACUCAUCAAAUUACUUUAACAAAGAAUAUGGAAACUAAAAUUUCAUUAGUCCAAUGCCUCCAAGUUUUAGCAGAUGUUAUGAGUAAUGUUGAGAUCGGUGACACUAUUCCAAAUUUAGCUAUUAUUCGUGAUACAGUCAUUAAAAACUUAGUACAUCAAAUUGUAAACUCAAAUUUACUUUCGGAUUAUAUAUAUUAUCAAGUUUUGGCAUCUUAUAUUAAACCAGUCCCACACAUCGAACCUAUAGAUUUAAGCACAAGAUCCUACAUUAUAACAAAAUGUGUUGAAAAGAUAUUUCUACUUUCAUCAUCGGAGAUUGUAGACACUGAUGGGUCACAGACAAUAUUAACAUUAGGACAUCUAUGUAAAAUUCUUGAUCAAUUGCUUAUUAUUAGAAGUGGAUCCUUUGAAGUAGUUGAUGAAAUUGUUUUAAUACUAGACCCAUACAUAGUAUCACAAAAGAAACAUCAAAGAUUUAUUGCUGUUUAUUUACUACAAAGUGUUUUGAAUUGCUAUUAUAGUCAUAGUAAUUCUCAAUUAACAAAAUUGCCAAUGUGUUUGAAUUCUUCUGCGCCUUUAUUUGCAAAGAUGUGUGUGCGUAUUGCUGAGCCUGAUCUAAAAAUAAGACUUAAUGUUUUUAAAUGUUUGGAUGUUUUACUUAAAAUAACUGCUGUAUACAAAGGGACUUUUACUGAAAGUUAUAUAAAUGAAUCUGAAUUCAUGGAUAAAAUAUUAUACAGCAAUAAACCCGAAUCAUGUAGUAAACUUUUGGAGGCUAUACAAAAAAUAUUAAAACCAUCAGAUUUACCUGUGUUUUGUAAAUUAUUAAUUGAUGGUUUGAACGACCACGAAGAAAAAUGCCAAUUCAAAACUAGUGAAAUAUUAAAUGUAUUAUUCCCCAUUGUUGCUCAACAACUUAAUCAAAAGUCCUGCAAUGAAAUUUUAAUUUACUUAGUUAAAGAGCUUGAAAACUCAAAUGAUAUCAUUAAAGCAAAUAACAUAAAAGCAUUGAUUACUUUUGGAAAGUUUAUUCAACCUGAUUUUAUUGAAUUGCUUAUUAACCAAAGCCUGCCAUUCAAUUCGACUGUAUGUGCUAUUUGGCAAUCUUUGGGCAAAGAUCAAAUGUGUUCUCAGAUUAUAGAUACACUUAUAGAAUUUAUUACAUUAACACCAUUGUAUGAUACAAGUACCAAACAGUUCCUAAACAAACCAGUCGCUUCACUAAUUCCUAUUUCAGCACUUAGUGGUUUGAAUGAAAUUUUAAAACAAAUUUCUUACGAUUCAGCCAUAAACUCAUUUCCAAAACUUUUCAAUGUUAUAUUUUUGACUUUUGCUGCAUUGAUUGAUGUUGGCUCGCCCGUAAGAGGAACUAAUAAAAAUUUAUUCGUGUCUUUUAAAGAAUCAUAUGAUAUUAAUCCUGCCAAAAUUGCUCAUAAGACAUUGUAUCAUUUAUUUAAAUCUAUUAAAUUAGAAGAAUGUUCUAAUCAUAUAAUGGAAUCAGGAAAUUGCUUGGAUUCAACAGUUGAUAUUAUAAUGCAUAAAUUAGGACCAUGCAUAAUUAAAGGUUUAGUUGAAACUCAUUCAGAAUUGAUCUCAAAAAUAAUAAAUAAUUUUGACCAAAAUUUAAGCAACACACUAGAAUGUCAACGAAUUGCAAUUGUAGUAUUAUGUUUAUGUUGUACAGAAACCGUAACAGCUGAUGCUAAAUAUACAACAAAUUUGAUAAACAUCUUCUUAAAGUGUUUGAACGAUACUUCAUAUGAUAUAAAAAAGUACUGUUUAAAAGGUCUUACAGUAAUUUGUCAACAUCAACAAAUUUUGUCUGAAAAUCAGUCUCAAUAUAUACUUGAUGCAUUAAUGGAAGGUCUUGAAGAAUAUCAAACAUUACAAAGUGAUGUUACAUUAGAAGCAUUGCGUGGUCUUAUAUCAUUAGUUCCUCAUUUAUCAUUAGAAAAAUUUGAAAAGCAUUAUACGACAUUAACAUUUCGUAUAAAACAAUUUUUUGAAAAUGAAAAUAAUGAGAUGCGUUACACGUCCAUAAGGCUUUAUGGUGAGUUGUGUUCGAAAACUAAAGAAUUUAACAUUCAUGUGGAUAUGUCGUUACAUCAUACCAAUAUGGUUACUUUUCUAUUGCACUUGUGUGAGAAUGAUACAAAUAUUGUCAAGGCCUGUAAAUUUUCAUUGAAAAAAAUAAGCAUCUUAUUACAUUCUGAAAAAAUGAUAACCAUGACCCACAAUCAUUUGAUUGAAGAAGGACGAUUGAAGUAUACGGAAUUUAUCACUCAAAUGUGUAAAAUUAUGACUGAUGAGUUUUUAUCUUAUGUUACCAUUUAUACUAUGGUUGGAAUAUCUUAUUCAAAAAGUAUUUUUCCCGACGUAAGGGCUAAUGCAGCAUUAUUUGUUGGUUCGUUGUAUAAAGCAAAUCCGAAUAAAUCUUCUUUUGAAUUGAUAUCAAGUAAAAUGUUAAGUCUUACAGUUGAUCCAAAUCCUAAAGUCCGUACUAGUGCUGUUGCUUGCCUCGGAAAACUUUACGAGUAAAUAAUUUUAGAAUAGUAAAUGUCAAUGUUUAUCUUGAUUUUCUAUUAUUAUUUAAAUUAAAUUAACUCUUUUGAAUAAUUAUAAUAGUUUCAAUCAUAGUCAUUAGUCAAUUUUAAAUUGUAGUCAAAGUAGUAAGAUAUAUUUACAAUUUAAAUGUAUUAAAGUUUUUUUAAAAGCUAUUAUUGUUUUAAAAUAUUUUAUGUGUUAAUGGUUGUGUGAUUUUUUUAAAUGUUUAUCCUAUAAAAUUUAUAGACAUAAGCAUCCAUUACUGAUUAUGGAGUUAAUCAUUAUUAUGAAGCUGAAUAAUAAUUUUUUGCUGUGACUAUUGUGAUUAAAAAUUAAAAUAAGUGUAUGAAGUACCAACAACAUAAUACAUGGUGAUUCUUUUAUCUCAAAUAAUAUAAUAUUAAGGAAAAUGUCCCUACAUUUUACAUUUUUAAACAUUUUAUCACAUUCAAUACAUUUCUAUACUUUCUAUAAUAAUAAUAAUUGUGUUAACAAUUUCAUCUUAAUUUUAAAUAAUUAUACUUAAUAUUAUACAAGUAUGAAUAAAAUACUCAAAACUUUUCUUUUUUAAUUUAAAACAAUAAUACAAUUUUAUUAUUAUUGUUAUUGAUUUAGUUUUAUUUUCUUAAAAUACAUAUUUUAUGAUUGUUAUUGUUUAUUACAAAAAAAAAAAAAAAGUACAAAUCGCUUUAUAAAAAUCACUAUGUAUUAUGUAUAACAAAACUAUUCCAUUAUUAUAAAAUAAUGUUUUGCAAAUUAUAUAAUACUUGUUUGAAAUGCAUGUAUGUUGUUUUGUUUAAUGUUUUAUUCUUACCUACCUCAAAAAUUAUACAUUUUGUGUUCCCAUAUUCUGUGAAAAUAAUAUUAUAUAUGUAUUGUUCACCUAAAGUAUAAUUCUUACACUAAAAACUACCCACGUGUGUUUAUAUUUAUGUAUUAAUAAAAUUAAAAAUAAAGUUUGCACAAAAAAA
Molecule: messenger RNA, 6518 nt
Organism: Aphis gossypii (cotton aphid)
Lineage: Eukaryota; Metazoa; Arthropoda; Insecta; Hemiptera; Aphididae
Gene: c11.1
Product: maestro heat-like repeat-containing protein family member 1
Exons: 29
Coding region: 712-5541 (1609 amino acids)
Cellular component (GO): cytoplasm
Source: RefSeq, a predicted model, not a curated record